GGCAGCCGCUCCUGUCAGCGGGUGAAAUGGCAGCGGCAGAACCGGCGGCGGCCGCGGUCCCGGGGGGCGGCUGAGGGGGCCGGGCCGGGGCUGCGGGGCGAGCAGCACGGCGGGGAUCCAGCGGCGCGGCCCGGGACAGUGAAGCUCGGCACGGCGAUGGCGGCGUGCUCGGCGCAGACAGAGCUGUGACCUGGCCCUGCUCACAGCCGAUGAGCCUGUCCACCAUGGCGAGCCCCACUCUGAGCCCCGACUCCUCAUCCCAAGAGGCCCUGUCGGCCCCCACCUGCUCCCCCACUUCAGACUCUGAAAACCUCAGCCCCGAUGAGCUGGAGCUGCUGGCCAAGCUGGAGGAGCAGAACCGCCCUCCAUGGCCAGGCUCCUGGAAGCCGACUCCAAGUCCAUGCGCUCCAUGAACGGCUCGCGGCGGAACAGCGGCUCCUCGCUGGUGUCCAGCUCCUCGGCCUCCUCCAACCUGAGCCACCUGGAGGAGGACACUUGGAUCCUGUGGGGCCGGAUCGCCAACGAGUGGGAGGAGUGGCGACGAAGGAAGGAGAAGCUGCUGAAGGAGCUGAUCCGCAAGGGCAUCCCGCACCACUUCCGGGCCAUCGUGUGGCAGCUCCUGUGCAGCGCCACAGACAUGCCGGUCAAGAACCAGUACUCGGAGCUGCUCAAGAUGUCCUCGCCGUGCGAGAAGCUGAUCCGCAGAGACAUUGCCCGCACCUACCCAGAGCAUGAGUUCUUCAAGGGCCAGGACAGCCUGGGCCAGGAGGUCCUCUUCAAUGUCAUGAAGGCGUACUCCCUGGUGGACAGGGAGGUGGGCUACUGCCAGGGCAGCGCCUUCAUCGUGGGCCUGCUCCUCAUGCAGAUGCCCGAGGAAGAAGCCUUCUGUGUGUUCGUGCGGCUGAUGCAGGAGUACCGCCUGCGGGAGCUCUUCAAGCCCAGCAUGGCGGAGCUGGGGCUCUGCAUCUACCAGUUCGAGUACAUGCUCCAGGAGCAGCUCCCGGAUCUGAACACUCACUUCCGCUCCCAGAGCUUCCACACGUCCAUGUACGCCUCGUCCUGGUUUCUCACACUCUUCCUGACUACCUUCCCGCUCCCCGUUGCCACCCGUGUCUUUGACAUCUUCAUGUACGAGGGCCUGGAGAUUGUGUUCCGGGUGGGCCUCGCGCUUCUGCAGGUGAACCAGACAGAGCUGAUGCAGCUGGACAUGGAGGGGAUGUCCCAGUACUUCCAGAGGGUGAUCCCCCACCAGUUCGACAGCUGCCCGGACAAGCUGGUCCUCAAGGCUUACCAGGUCAAGUACAACCCCAAGAAGAUGAAGAGGCUGGAGAAGGAGUAUGCGGCCAUGAAGAGCAAGGAGAUGGAGGAGCAGAUCGAGAUCAAAAGGCUUCGGACGGAGAACCGGCUCCUGAAACAACGGAUCGAGACCCUGGAAAAGGAGAGCGCUGCUCUGGCUGAUAGGUUAAUCCAGGGGCAGGUGACUCGGGCGCAGGAGGCCGAGGAGAACUAUGUCAUCAAGCGGGAGCUGGCAGUGGUGCGGCAGCAGUGCAGCUCGGCGGCCGAGGACCUGCAGAAGGCCCAGAGCACCAUCCGGCAGCUCCAGGAGCAGCAGCGGCAGCCUGGGGCCCAGCACAGCCUUCUGCCUGCCCCCCAGGACAACCCGCGCCUCACUGAGGACUUCGUGGCCCACCUGGAGACCGAGCUGGAGCAGUCGAGGCUGCGGGAGACCGAGACGCUGGGGGCUCUGCGAGAGAUGCAGGACAAGGUUCUGGACAUGGAGAAGAGGAACAGCUCGCUGCCCGACGAGAACAACGUGGCGCGGCUGCAGGAGGAGCUGAAGGCGGUCAAGGUGCGGGAGGGCGAGGCCGUGGCCUCGGCGCGGGAGCUGAAGCUGCAGCUGCAGGAGCUCUCGGACACCUGGCAGGCCCACCUGUCCCGCGGCGGCCGCUGGAAGGAGUCCCCCCGGAAGCUGGUCCUGGGCGAGCUGCAGGACGAGCUGAUGAGCGUGCGUCUGCGCGAGGCCCAGGCCCUGGCCGAGGGUCGCGAGCUGCGACAGCGCGUGGUGGAACUCGAGACGCAGGACAACAUCCACCGCAACCUGCUGAACCGCGUGGAGGCGGAGCGCGCGGCGCUGCAGGAGAAGCUGCAGUACCUGGCGGCGCAGAACAAGGGGCUGCAGACGCAGCUCAGCGAGAGCCGCCGCAAGCAGGCCGAGGCCGAGUGCAAGAGCAAGGAGGAGGUGAUGGCCGUGCGCCUGCGGGAGGCGGACAGCAUGGCAGCGGUGGCCGAGAUGCGCCAGCGCAUCGCCGAGCUGGAGAUCCAGAGGGAGGAGGGCCGCAUCCAGGGCCAACUGAACCACUCGGACUCGUCGCAGUACAUCCGCGAGCUCAAGGACCAGAUCGAGGAGCUGAAGGCGGAGGUGCGGCUGCUGAAGGGUCCGCCGCCCUUCGAGGACCCGCUGGCCUUCGACGGGCUGGGCCUGGCGCGGCACCUGGAUGAGGACUCGCUGCCGUCGUCGGACGAGGAGCUGCUCGGGGUCGGCGUGGGCGUGGGCGCGGCGCUGCAGGACGCGCUCUACCCGCUGUCCCCGCGCGACGCGCGCUUCUUUCGUCGACUGGAGCGGCCGGUCAAGGACAGCGAGGGCAGCUCAGACAGCGACGCGGAUGAGCUGGCCGCGCCCUAUAGCCAGGGCCUGGACAACUGAGGCCUUCCGUGCCCUGCGUGCUGGAGCCAGGGGGGCCCCCACCUGAUGAACUCCACGCCCUCCGUGGUCCCGCCCACCGGAGGGCUCAGCCCAGAGCACGGGGGCGCAGAGGCUACGGUCACGGUCUGAGGAUCCUCAGGGUCCCCCCAGCAGGCCUACUCUCCCCAGCAGUGUUUACCCAUCUUGGUCUGUACUCCUCCAGCCCGGCUCCCUGGAGGGUCUGCCCCCUCUUAACAGCCAGGGCAGGGAAUGACCCAGAGGUCCCAGGACUGGAUGAGCAGGAAGCUCCCCACUCCCAGCAGUCUCUCUUCUGGGACAAGGGUGGCCCUGCUGGGAAGGGCCCCGGAGCUAAAGAAGGCGUAAGGAAGAAGGGGCCGCUCUGGGCUGGACGUCACCACCCCGUGAUGCCCCUGGGGACCGUUGGCGGCUGGGCACAGAUGACCAGGCUAGGCUUUCCUGCCUGGUGCGGGCAUCAUGGCCCCUGCAGCAGAAACCAAAGUCCCCCCUACUGUACGCAGGGCCAGCCGGGGUGCGAGUGGACAGCAGGAACCAGCCCAGACCUGGGCAGGACAGACCUGUCUGUCCCUGCUUCUUGGGGGCCAGAGCAGCUGCAAGGAAGAGACCCCCUUUCCCCAGCACCCCACAUCUCCCUUUUGGGACACUCCCAUCACCUUGUCUUGGCCAAUGAUGGAGGGGCUCCCCCACCCAAGCUAGCCUGCUCUCCAAGUGGUCCCCCGCCUCCCCAUCCCUUCUUCCUUUCCCGUGUCCCCGGCCUCACCCUCUGGCCAAGGCCAUGCCCCAGGGGCAGGAGCCUUUCCAGAGGCGUUACCUCCCCUCGGCUGCUCAUGGUGGUCCCGUGCUCUCUGCAGAGUCAGAGCCAAGAACGGUGCCAAAGUCCAACGAUACCCCCAGCCCCUUGCCCCCAGGGCCUUGUGACCUUCAGGCCUCAGACCCUGUCGGUGCUCCUGGAGCCUGGAGCAGCGUCAAAAGCAAUCUCCCUGGCGCUUCCUGGGGUGGGGAUCCAUGCCCAGUUACCCCUUUCCGGUCGCCCGCUCCUCAGUGUUAACAAAGCCCGGGGACCAGGGUGGGCAUCCGAGGGGCUCUCCCAUGUGCCCCCCACACUGCCCACCACCAUUUUGCACACUGCCUGUUCACACUCCACAUGUCGCCCAGGCGGGAAAGAUGGAAAAUAAAGUGUAUUUACACAGUCACAGACAA
This is a messenger RNA of Mustela lutreola (European mink), 3922 nucleotides long. It is a transcript of the gene EVI5L, whose product is annotated as ecotropic viral integration site 5 like. The transcript has 20 exons. The coding region runs from base 368 to 2704 and encodes 778 amino acids. The record is from RefSeq and is a predicted model, not a curated record. NCBI's taxonomy places the organism in Eukaryota, Metazoa, Chordata, Mammalia, Carnivora, Mustelidae.